Psilocybe cubensis is the source of this 1005-nucleotide messenger RNA. RefSeq lists its product as uncharacterized. The transcript has 3 exons. The coding region runs from base 1 to 1005 and encodes 334 amino acids. NCBI's taxonomy places the organism in Eukaryota, Fungi, Basidiomycota, Agaricomycetes, Agaricales, Agrocybaceae. The record is from RefSeq and is a predicted model, not a curated record.
AUGGAUCAUAAACAUACCGACUAUGAUCUGACUCUCAAGGGUCCCAUUCGACUCACCAGCGAUUCAGUACAAGUUACAGAUGCAGACGAGGAGAUCUUCAUCUUGUAUUCUGAGCUCCAAAUUGGAGGUGCUGCCUCAACUGACUUCCGUGGCCUUGGUUACUUGGAUUCCCGUAAAGACAUCCUCGAAAUCAAGUUUGAAUUGAAGGGCGUGUCAGAGGCUCCAUCUACUACACCCACCAAGAAAUCGAAAUUGCGGAAGGCACCAAAGGAGGCCAAAACAACAGUGGAAAUUGAAUUGAUGCAGGACAAGACUGCGUUGCGAAGCCGCAAGGGCGAUACUGGGAGUGUCCUAUGGAAAGCUAGGUCUGCAAAUCCGCGGCAUUUUCUCUGUGAUCGCGCUCAAACGCAGCCAUAUAGUAUCGACUUUGCACAACUUAUCCUUGAACAGUACCAUUCAUGUGCCAGCAACAGUUUAUUCAAUCGCGACGUUCUCGGCUCGCAGAACGUCUUGGAACUCGGAGCUGGCACCGGCCUACUCAGCAUUGCACUGUCGCCUCUUGUCAAGAGGUAUACGGCCACUGAUAUCGGGCCAUUGAUCCAUCUGAUCGAGAAGAACGUUUCCCUCAAUUUCUCUGGCUGGCCUAACAUUCCUGCUGGUUCUGGGUCUAACGUGUCGGUCGAAGAACUGGACUGGAUUGCCGUGGAAUCUUCUUCACCAACGCAGAGAAGAAAGAUCUACAACACAGUAAAUAAUCCUGUUGAUCUUCUGCUCGUUGUGGAUUGUAUAUAUCAUCCGUCAUUGAUCCCACCUUUCUUGGCUACUGUCGAUUACCUCAGUACUCCUGGACGGACAGCUGUUCUAAUUGUAUCUGAACUGCGUGCGGAGGACGUGAUGAGAGAAUUUCUGGAUAAAUGGUUGUGUAUGCCUGGUUGGGAGAUCUGGCGUAUUCCGAAUGAAGAAAUCGGGAAACAUUAUGCAAUAUUUUUGGGAUGGAAGAAUUAA